Schizosaccharomyces cryophilus OY26 is the source of this 1113-nucleotide messenger RNA. RefSeq names its product Swr1 complex subunit Vps71. The record is from RefSeq and is a predicted model, not a curated record. The transcript is spliced from 4 exons. Gene Ontology annotation, cellular component: Swr1 complex. Bases 437 to 856 code for a protein of 139 amino acids. Gene Ontology annotation, molecular function: nucleosome binding. Gene Ontology annotation, biological process: chromatin remodeling. Lineage: Eukaryota; Fungi; Ascomycota; Schizosaccharomycetes; Schizosaccharomycetales; Schizosaccharomycetaceae.
AAUCUCAUCCGGUUUUUGUGGUACUGUUAUAGAAGAUCUUGCAUUAUAGUCAAGUUGAAUAAUAGUUUCUUACCAGAUUCAUCAUAUACUCUGAAAAAGCCGUUUAUGUUUCGCUCAGUCAACAUUUUCAUACUGUAAAACUUCGGUAUUGCAAAAGGAACCGCCGCAAUCCAGUUACUACUGCUUUUGAAUGUUAUUUGAGUGAAAACUUCCAUUUUAGAUAAGGCUUCGAAGCUGAAACUUUGUAAACAGGUUCCUCCAGUCAAACGAGCUUUCUUCAAUCUCUCCUCUGGCUUACAGAAAUUCAGAGACAUUGAGCUAAAAUCCAGAAUUUUUGUGAGAGAACUUUAGCGAAAGCAACUUUUCAUUUAUAUAUUCGUCUUUGUCCGGCAUAUUUGAACCUUUGGUCGAAGUACAUAGAAGUCACCAAAAUACGAUGUUUGUAUCUAUAGUUGAGCAUCCAGUACAGAAAAGGAAAAAGCAAAAACAAAGGUCCAUUGUGGAUCAUGCGACUCGCGAAAGACAGUUAAAACGAAACUUGGUAGAACUCGAUAAAGAUAACUAUUCAGACAUUAGAUUUGAAGUCCCGAGAGAACUAUUGCAGCGCAGAUUUAUGCCCAUUAGCAUUCGUCGCAUUCUUUCUUCCAGGAAAACGUUUGCCAAUUAUCUGGACGAAACUCCAAAUUCUAGAUACCCGACAUGUGUAGCCCAGCCAUCUUCUAAACCUGCUCGCAGGUUCUGCAAUGUGUGUGGAUAUUGGGGACUAUAUGCUUGUCAGAAUUGCGGUACGUGGUACUGUUCGAAAAACUGUGAAACAAUCCAUAGUGAAACUCGAUGUAUGAAGGUUUACGCCUGAGCUAUUUGUCGUAGCGACAGUUCAAGAGACCAUUGUCUCGAUAAUGAGUUCAGGAGAAAAUUACUCGAAAGGAAGCCUUUUUUCCUUACUAUUGUACACUACUGAUAUUAUAUUGCCGAUUUUAUUCUAUUAGGCAUACUGCUAAUGGAAAAAAAAAACAUGAGUUGACUUGAUGAUUUCUGAUGAUUUGGUAAUGUGUUUUUCACAGAAGAAAACGAAAUAAUAUAACGCUAAAUAAGAUUUACUUUUGCAAAGCA